Molecule: messenger RNA, 3490 nt
Organism: Microcebus murinus (gray mouse lemur)
Lineage: Eukaryota; Metazoa; Chordata; Mammalia; Primates; Cheirogaleidae
Product: putative protein ZNF815
Biological process (GO): regulation of DNA-templated transcription
Source: RefSeq, a predicted model, not a curated record
UUACAAUGUAGGUAAAACUGCCCACCUUGUAUGAUCUUUGUCUUUUGUGACUUCACUCCUUAUUUCUGGUCCACAAGUAUAUUCUCUUUUUUUCUAAUAGAUGUAAGUUUAAAAAUGUAAAAUUUGGGCCUUUGAUUCAUAGAAGGGGAGGUUGAUCUAAGCCCCGCUCUGUGGAAUCCUUUCUCUUCUCUCCUCUCGCUGCCACCUUAAUUAUGACCGUCUCAUGUCGAGGAUUAGGAUUGUGCCCUAAUUUAUCUCCUACUACUCUCCCUUCCAAUGACACCCCCUGCUUCCACAUCAGAUCAUCUUUUGUAGUUUUUCCUCUGUAAAUAUUGUGUGAUGUGGGAGUCCCCAUGGUGCAGAGGGAAAAAAAAAACCCUUAAUUUCUCCUGUGAUCUGCUUAUGCGGUCUCUCUGUCACACAUACCUUAUUCCUUACAUUGUCACCCUCACCUCUUUGCAGCUCCUACCAUACUUUGCAGCGAAGUGGCUCCUUUGCUCGUGCCAGGGCUGUUGACAGGAACAUCCUCCAGACACCGGGCUGUACUUAACUACCCUGAGUCUCAGCCAUCAUGUGAUCUUAUCGUUCAGCUUUCACUUUCUUCUUGUCCCACCAGACUCUAAGCACCGUAGAACAGGAGCGAGGUUGUUCAGUUCUUGCCCUGAAGCACUUAGUAGGAUGCCAGCAGCACACAGGUCUUCAUUAGAUGCUCACUCACUGAAGGAAGUGAGAUGCUUUUCUAAGGAUUUUUUUUUUUUUUUUACUCUCCCACAAAGCGUAGUACAGAGUUAUGGGCAUGCUAAGCUUCCUGUAUCACUUAACACGGGGCAGCCUGACUCCAAAGGUGGUAAGAUCAUCUCCACGCCUUUGCCAUGAUGCUCAGAGCCGACCACUGCAGGUUAAUCAGGAACGUGGUUUUCCAGGAGUCACUGUCAUUCGGGGACGUGGCUGUGGGCUUCACUCGGAAGGAGUGGCAGCAGCUGGACUCUGCGCAGAGGACCCUGUACCGGGAUGUGAUGCUGGAGAACUACAGCCACCUGGUCUCCAUAGGGUGUCAAGUCAGCAAACCGGCUGUGAUCUCCAGGUUGGAGCAGGGGAAAGAGCCAUGGGUGGAGAAGGAGGAGAUGCGCAGGUGGAGCUUCCCAGAAGUUUGGCAAGUUGCUACACAAGUAGGUAGACAAAAGGAACACCAAGACAAAUGUUCAAGUGAUGCAGGCCUAGCCCAGAAAAAUGUGAACAAAAAAAAUCUCCAAGGAUGCAAUGAACUUGGAAAAAAUUCCCAUCAGAACACAAACCUUGUCCCUUCAGGCCAACCAGCCCACACAUGUAAGUCAUGUGGAAAGAAUUUGAAAUGCAACGUGGACUUCAGUGCUAAUGCAUACCUUGCAAGAAGGAGGUUUGAGUGUGACAGACAUGGGAACUUAUUUCUCUAUUCUAAGCUUGAAACUCCGCAUUCUGGAGAGAAUCCACGUGAAUGUAGCCAGUGUAGAAAAGCUUUAAGUCACGACAAAGCCCUUAAUGCAGGUCAGGGAAACAAUAGCAGUGAGGAACCCCACACGUGCACCAAGUGUGGGAAAGCCUUCCCCCACAUGUCACAGCUCAUCGUACAUCACAGGGUCCACAGGAGUGACAGAUCCUAUGGGUGCAGCAAGCAGGGGAGUAAGUUCAGCAAUCAGGGAAAUCACACAAAACAAGGACCCAGCGGAGACAGCAGUCGUGGUAACGCGACCUCCCAGAAGACGAUUCGUGCUGCAGAGAAGCCUUAUAAGUGUUUGGAAUGUGAGAAAACCUUCUCUCACAAGUCACGCCUCGUGGAGCACCACCGGUCUCACACCGGGGAGAAGCCUUACAGCUGCCAGGACUGUGGGAAGUCUUUCUCCCGGAAGUCCUGCCUCAUCAUACACUACAGAAUCCACACGGGAGAGAAGCCCUAUGGCUGCAGCGAGUGCGGAAAAGCCUUUUUCCAAAAGUCGCAUCUCAUUCUGCAUCAGCGAACCCACACGGGUGAGAAGCCCUACGGGUGCAGCGAGUGCGGGAAAGCCUUCUCCCAGAACUCGUGCCUUAUCAUCCACAAGAGGACGCACCUGGGAAAGAAACCCUAUGCGUGCUCCGAAUGCGGAAAGACCUUUUCCCAGAAGGCCAACCUCAUUCGGCAUCACAGAAUUCACACCAGGGAGAAACUGCAUGGGUGAGUGUGAGAGCAAGUCAUCGUCAAGAAGUCACAAGACAUCUGGAAAUGAAAACCCGUGGAUGUUCUGCAUGUGGAAGAGCCCUGAGCCAGGCAGUCCAUUGCCACCCUCUGCAGAGCGCCACACCAAACUGAAAUUCUGACCACCUGGUAGAUUAGGGAAAGCUUGUUCUGUUAACACUAAGGGGAGGAUAAUAGUGCACUAGGAGUGACAUUUUUAUAGCAUAUGCUUAAUUCUAAAGGUAUCUAUGGUCAACUGUGGAUAUUAAGCUUUUAAAUAUGAGAAUAGAUUAUUAUAUGCUUAAAUCUUAAUGAUUUAAGCAUCAGAACACUCCCAGAGGUAUAUAGGGGUUAUGUUCCUGAGUGUGCUACAUAAUCUUUAUUUUUUAGUUACAUUGGUGAGCUGAACAUAAUUUUGAAUUUGUAGCAAUAUAUACCAUAAUAUAUAGAAUAAUAUCAAGACUUCCUAUACUAAAGCACACCCUUGUCUUUGUGUUAUAUAUUAUACCUGGAACAAAAUGAAUUUAUUACCAAACCAGAGGUCCCUCUGCAGCACCACCUGCCAUGUGUCCUGUGUGCUGGCAAGUAUUCCAAAGCCCUGAGUCUGGAAGCUAGCAAUCUCGUGGUAUCUUUUGAUACCUCUCAAUCAACUGUAAGUUCUGUUUACAUGUUAAAUGUGUAAGGUUAGGGCUCCCAUUUCAGGCAAUCUGAUGGACUAAGUGGAAGCUCUUCCACUAUAAACGCUGGAAAUGACAGGCAACACAAGGCUAAUAUUCUUUUCAAUGUGUAAUUCAGCUCAUAAGAAAACAAGAGAAGUUUCCAGAUGCCAGCUAUGCAGAGGGCACUGAACACCAGAAAUAAAAUUUGUGAGUUGAUGCUAUGGCUGCACUGUAGGUUUACAGUUACAGACUAUAGAGGACAAGAAACAGGCCUUGGGGCCACACCAGGCUGGGAGCUGGCCCUGCCAUAAUUCACAAAUUCAGAACUUUCAAAAGGCUGUACACAUCCAGGGAGGAGGUAGACCAGAGACCAAAAGCUUGUCUGUCUCUUGGUAGGCCAAGAGCUUACCUGGUUGAGUCACAAGCUCUGACCUGCAUCUCGUGUAAGUUAGAAUUUUGACUUUGUUCUAUUCCUGUCCCAGUAGAAAAACUGAACAAUUAACAUAGAAAUUUGUUACAACUUUGAAACAACUUUCAGAAGCAAACAUAUAACCUCAAGUAGAGUUCAUCUUGUGUGGGGUGGGGUACACGGGAGAUGUCUAUACGUCCUCUCAAUUGUGCUGUGAACCUGAAAUCACUGUAA